Messenger RNA from Suillus plorans, 349 nucleotides. RefSeq lists its product as uncharacterized. Bases 76 to 336 code for a protein of 86 amino acids. The transcript has a single exon. The record is from RefSeq and is a predicted model, not a curated record. NCBI's taxonomy places the organism in Eukaryota, Fungi, Basidiomycota, Agaricomycetes, Boletales, Suillaceae.
GGUGUGAGUUGCGUAGUAUUUGACAACAAUAAUUCUUUGUAUGAUGGAUCGAGUGCGUCCGAAUCACUGCAGUGGAUGCUGCAGAGAUUAGCAAACUCACCCAUGUUGUUGCUUGCCUUCAGACUACUAGAAAAAGAUAGCAGUGCAAAUGUAAGCAUUGCAGAAUCCACAACAGCUAUAGGCACUUUGUGUAAUACCUCUCGCGCAUGUUCUGACAGACUGACACGCCCCUGCAAUGUCCGAUCAGUUUUGGGAAUGAGGACCGCCGGGGAGAGCGGGAACUACAGACACCGGUGUAGUCGGGCACGGCAAAACGCAAACACCGGCGCGAAAUGAAAUCCACGAGCGC